AUGGAAGUGCCCAUCCCACUCCUGGUCUGCCUGACCUGCAUCAUCCCACUGGGCUCAUUUGUGAAGACUAAAAGAGAUACUACAGGGAACUCGCUCAACACUGAGGUGCACAGCGCGCCAUCCCAGCGCUGGUCCAUGCAGGUGCCCGCCGAGGUGAGCGCGACAGUGGGCGACGCGGCCGUGCUGCCGUGCACCUUCACCCACCCGCACGGCCACUACGCCGGGCCCCUGACGGCCAUCUGGCGAGCGGGCGAGCCCUACGCGGGGCCGCAGGUGUUCCGCUGCACUGCGGCACGGGACAGUGAGUUCUGCCAGAUGGCCCUGAGCCGCCACGGCCGCUUCCGCCUGCUGGGCAACCCGCGCCGCAACGACCUGUCACUGCGCGUCGAACGCCUGGUGCCCGCCGACGCCGGCCGCUACUUCUGCCGCGUGGAGUUCGCCGGCGACGUUCAAGAUCGCUACGAGAGCCGCCAGGGCGUCCGCCUUAGUCUGAGCGCCCCGCCGCGGAUCGUCAACAUCUCGGUGUUGCCUGGGCCCACGCACGCCUUCCGCGCGAUCUGCACGGCCGAGGGGGAGCCACCGCCCGCCCUUGUCUGGUCCGGCCCAACCCUGGGCAACAGCUCAACCGCCGUACCCGGCUCAGCUCAUGGCCACCAGGUGACAGCCGAGCUGCCCGCACUGGCCCACGACGGCCGCUACACAUGCACGGCAGCCAACAGCCUGGGCCGCGCCGAGGCCAGCGUCUACUUGUACCGUUUCCGCGGCGCCAGCGGGAUCUCGGCGCUCGCCCUGCCGCUUGGCGCGCUAGGCCUCAAGGUCCUGCUCCUAGUCGGCAUCCUGGUCGCCCGUGCUGCCCGCCACCACUCAGAGCAGCCAGUAACCCAGGAAACCUCCCCACGGCCCCAGGCGCAGGAGUCCAACUAUGAAAAUUUGAGCCAGAUGAGUCCCCGGAGCCCACCAGCAGCCAUGUGUUCCCCAUGUUCACCAUGA
This is a messenger RNA of Chrysochloris asiatica (Cape golden mole), 990 nucleotides long. RefSeq names its product sialic acid binding Ig-like lectin 15 (gene SIGLEC15). Gene Ontology annotation, biological process: regulation of osteoclast development; regulation of bone resorption; regulation of actin cytoskeleton organization. Bases 1 to 990 code for a protein of 329 amino acids. Lineage: Eukaryota; Metazoa; Chordata; Mammalia; Afrosoricida; Chrysochloridae. Gene Ontology annotation, cellular component: plasma membrane. The transcript is spliced from 6 exons. The record is from RefSeq and is a predicted model, not a curated record.